AUGAAGCCGUUUACUGUCCUGCUAUCAGCAGCCUCCAUUUGGUCCCUCGCUCGUGCUACCGAGGACCCGGGGAUACCCGAGGACUUUGACGGGAGCGGAGAGAGCGGUGGUGGACCUCCCGAGCCCCCCGUUGGUUUGCCGACGCCGGUCAAGGAAGAAGAUUAUGUUUGGGAAGUGACCAACUGGCAAGCAGGCCUGAGCCACGGCAAUCCGAAUGAUCCCACGACUGGUUGGUACAGUUUCAAUGUUUCGGCCCCCGCAAUCAUGUUCGAUGAACGCUAUGUGCCCGGAUUCGAUGAGCAUUGUGCGGGAUCCGCGAUGGGAUCCCCUCUCGAGUCCGACUUUGUCAUGUGCGGGUAUACAGGUGGUGGUCUGAUAGCAGCGAGGGUGUUCCCGUCAACAGAUAGCACCGAAGCUCAUGUAGCCAUCGAAUACACGUGCGACAGCAUGAAUAUCACCGGAUUUGCCGUUCAGGAGUGGGCAAGAGAGAGGCCACCCUAUAACUUUACCAUUGAUCACUUUGCCAUGCAUGGUGGCUAA
Molecule: messenger RNA, 540 nt
Organism: Pestalotiopsis fici W106-1
Lineage: Eukaryota; Fungi; Ascomycota; Sordariomycetes; Amphisphaeriales; Sporocadaceae
Exons: 3
Coding region: 1-540 (179 amino acids)
Source: RefSeq, a predicted model, not a curated record